This is a messenger RNA of Brettanomyces nanus, 1197 nucleotides long. RefSeq lists its product as uncharacterized. Bases 1 to 1197 code for a protein of 398 amino acids. The transcript has a single exon. Gene Ontology annotation, biological process: cardiolipin acyl-chain remodeling; inner mitochondrial membrane organization. Gene Ontology annotation, molecular function: 1-acylglycerophosphocholine O-acyltransferase activity. The record is from RefSeq and is a predicted model, not a curated record. Gene Ontology annotation, cellular component: mitochondrial membrane. NCBI's taxonomy places the organism in Eukaryota, Fungi, Ascomycota, Pichiomycetes, Pichiales, Pichiaceae.
AUGUCUUUCUACGACAUUCUUGCCAGCGGGGAUAAGACCUUAGACGAAACCAGGCCUCAUGGAUCGAAAAUAUGGAACUUUUUCUCUCAUAUCGCCUGCAAUAGCGUGAUAGGGGCUUCUAAGAUAAUUCUCAAUACAAUGUAUGACGUUGAGGUGAAAGGCUUGGAAAACUUGGAUGGUGCCAUGGCAAAUGCUCGUGAUCGCAAUCGCUGUAUUUUAAGUGUGAUGAAUCAUAUGUCUACUUGUGAUGACCCUUUUCUAUGGGCUUGUCUUCCCUGGAGAUACUUCAAGGACUUGGAUGAUAUACGGUGGGGUAUGGCAGCUUCCAAUAUUUGCUUUACCAAUUCAACCACUUCUACGUUUUUCUCGCUUGGCAAAAUCCUUUCUUGCCAAAGGUUUGGAAGAGGCCCCUUCCAACCGGGUAUAGAUGCAUGCGUUAGACUUUUAUGUCCAGACGAUACCCUAGACGAGAAACAUAUAUUUAAGGGGACCCGAUCCUGUAUCUCACCUUCACUGAUUCCUAAAGACUCUGUAAACUUCUUUUCCUCGAUUUACUCUCCUCCAAUGCUUCGGAAAAAGACCUCUUUGGUACAUGUUUUUCCAGAGGCAUUCGUCUGCCAGUUACAACCUCCUUUCAAGAACUCAAUGCGUUUCUUCCGUUGGGGUACUGCAAGACUCAUAUUAGAACCUACCGUGGCCCCAGUUAUAGUACCUAUCUUCUCCGAUGGGUUCGAGAAAAUCAAGCCCGAAAAGGUUGAAGAUGAUCUUUUUGACUUCUUUACUUUUAGCAACAGAGGCUCAAAAGUUACCGUUAACAUCGGCAAACCAUUAGAUGAGAAGGUCAUCGAGGGUUUCAGAAGCGAGUGGCAGAAGCUUUGUCUGAAAUAUUAUGACGUUGACAACCCUUUCAAGAUGACAGAUGAGCUCAAGUUUGGAAAUGAAACUAGAAAGUUGCGUAGUAAGGUCUGCGCAUAUCUUCGUGAGCAGGUUUGCAAGCUUCGCCGUGAAAGUGGAUUUCCAGAAGAGGAUAGUCGCUUUAGUAGUGUCGACUGGUGGACCAACUACACCACCACCAAGGGUAUGAGUGAUACUGAUGUCAAAUUUGUCGGACUAAACUGGGCCAUCAGCGAUUAUCAAAAGAACGUCAAGUUCUACGAUGAUCAUGGAAACCCAAUAGAUACCCAGAAGAAGAAUUGA